Blepharisma stoltei is the source of this 258-nucleotide messenger RNA. Lineage: Eukaryota; Ciliophora; Heterotrichea; Heterotrichida; Blepharismidae. The record is from the annotation of a GenBank genome assembly.
AUGAAGAUCACUUUGGAACCAGGAGCAGACACACUUGAUUUCCCUCCAUGCACAAUUGAGAUUGGCCCAAAUAACGAAGUUGAGCACCUAUUAUCUUUACUAACUACUCGAUACAAUACAUUAGACCCUACAACCUUAGUUCUAUACCUUGGAGAUCAUCCAUUGAGAGAAAGUCUUACUGUAAUCCAAGCUGGAAUAAAAGACAAUGAAAAAAUUAGUGUCAAGCCAAAGAGAACUAAAUGUUGUGUGUUAUUAUAA